Populus trichocarpa (black cottonwood) is the source of this 3042-nucleotide messenger RNA. RefSeq names its product probable serine/threonine-protein kinase PBL2. The transcript is spliced from 12 exons. The record is from RefSeq and is a predicted model, not a curated record. Bases 285 to 2273 code for a protein of 662 amino acids. NCBI's taxonomy places the organism in Eukaryota, Viridiplantae, Streptophyta, Magnoliopsida, Malpighiales, Salicaceae. Gene Ontology annotation, biological process: protein phosphorylation. Gene Ontology annotation, molecular function: ATP binding; protein kinase activity.
UGGUGGAUGUAUCGAUCGAAAAAGGAAACUCUCAGUGUUGGAAAAGUUGAGGUGCUUCCAAGCAAGUGCGUGGCACUUACCUCGAAGAAAGUAUACACGUCUAGAAAGACUUCUCUGGUUGAAAAUGCUUGAAUAAAGAUGAAAUUAUAUCUGUAGUCAUUGAAAAAAUCAUCACGUCAUUGCAGAAAACGUAGUAUCCACAUAAGUCUAAACAAACUCUGUUCUCUAGACCUUCUCUGUUUCUCUCUAAUCCUGCAGGUCAUCACUGAUUCUUGUAAAGACGGAUGGGGAUUCACUGGAAUUGUCUUGCAGCUGAUACUUUAAGUCGAACUUCCGUUGCUGCCCCAGUUCCAGACCUAGACUCGGACUCGGACUCGGACUCGGACUCCCCUCGUGAUUCCAUCUUAAAACUGGUUGAUGUUGAUGCAUCUCCUAUGGAUUCCGCUGAAUACAGCUGCUGUUUCACAAUGGUAACUGCCUGUAUUUCAACAUGGAUGUCUAAUGCACCUCUUUCGGGUGAGAACAACGUAAUACUUGGUGCAUUAGACAAUUCAAAGUUGAGAGAUUUCACAUAUGAAGAGUUGAGGGCAGCGACCUUCAACUUUAGUAUGAAUCUGCUGAUUGGAAGGGGAGGUUUUGGCAAUGUCUACAAGGGUUGGCUCAAGGAGCAGAUGCCAUCUAAGGGUGCUAGGAACCGAGCAAUUGCUGUCAAGAGAUUAUCUGGACGCAGCAGACAAGGAUAUCUAGAAUUUACGACAGAGAUCAGUUUACUGGGAAUGGUGUCUCAUCCGAAUAUUUUGAAGGUUUUGGGUUUUUGUCGUGCAAAUGAAGAGAAGAUCCUUGUCUAUGAAUACAUGCAAAAACGCGGCUUAGACUACCAUUUAUUUUCCAAGAAACCAGAACGAGUACUUUCAUGGGAAAUUAGGCUUAAAAUCGCGAUAGAAAUUGCUGAAGGACUGUCUUACUUGCAUACAUUAGAGCACCCAAUAAUUUUCAGAGAUAUGAAGCCCUCAAAUAUACUACUUGAUAAGUCCUAUACUGCGAAGAUAGCAGACUUUGGACUGGCAAUCACAGCGCCUGCACCCUUGAGAGAUCAUGAUGAAUAUAUACAAGAAGAUAGAAUUGUUGGCACAUAUGGUUAUAUGGAUCCUCUUUAUGCUCAGACUGGGGAGUUGUGUGUGAAGAGCGAUGUUUAUGGCUUUGGUGUUGUUUUGGUUCAGCUGCUAACUGGUUCAAGAUUAACAAAAAAUAUCAAUGAUGAUCAAACCGUGGGGGAAUGGGCCGAGAAAUAUCUAAGUAAUAGAUUCAGGUUGAGAGGCAUAAUGGACUCCAGGUUGGAGGGGAAGUAUGUUACUGGGCAGGCUUCAGAAAUAGCAAUGCUUGCUCUGAGAUGUCUCGUUCGUAACCCCAAAUUCCGUCCAUCAAUGAAAGAAGUUGCCGAGACACUAGAGAAGAUCAAAACUCGUGCUUAUAACCAGAAACAUCUUGUCAUGUGUGGGAAGUGCCAUAAAGCUGGACACUACACCAGGUCUUGUGACAAGAACAGUCAUGUUGGAGGGAAUUCAAAGCUACCAAAUGCAAGUGAAGCAAUCACAGAGGAGAGGACUUCUUCCACACAAUCAACCGUCCAACAAGACAGCGGAAGGAGUGAGGCCAGUGAUGUUGUAACAAAGACACUUCAAACAACUCCCAGCAAUUCAAACCUACUAGAUGCAAGUAAUGGAACGAGCAAUGAGAAGACUUCAACAAUUCAAUCACCUCAUCCCCAACAAGGAAGCAAAAGGGAUGAGGCAAAUCGCGUUGGUACCAGCAAACCUAGGAACAAUCAUCUUAUAAGAAAAACAACUGCCGUCGGAGGUAAUUCGAAGGUACUUGAAGCAAGAAAUACAACAAAAAAGGAGAAGACGACUUCUUCUAGAUUGAGUGUCCAACAAGGUAAUACAAGAAAGGAGGCAAAUGGUGUCGCUACCAGCCCAUCUUGUAACAACGGUCCUAAAACCAAAAUUCCCAGGAAUUCAAAGCUACUAAAUGCCACUGAUGCUAUGAAAAAGGAGAAGAUUUCUACGACCAAAUCAAUUGUCCAAAUAGGUAAAAAGAGAAAUGAGGCAAAUGGGGUUGGUACUAGCACACCUCGUAGCAAAGGUCAUGGAAAAAUAACUACAAGCAAGUCAGAGCUACCAAAUGCAAGUAACGUAGCAAGGAAAGUGAAAGCUUCUGUCCAACAAGUUAACGAAAGGAACGUGGCAGCUGAUGGUGGUAUCUGCAUAAAAUAAACCAAAAGAAGAAUGUAUAUAACAAUGCUAUGCAGGGAAACAAGGUCACCGAGGACAGAGAAUUCCCUGUUUCACCGGAUGAAGAGGAACCUUGAGGGCUUCAGGUUUCUUACCGAAAGAUGCAUCAGCCUUCAAAUUGCUUAUAUCUAUCAAGCAUUUGUAUUUCUCUGGAUCAGCUUGUACUUGCUGUCCUUGUAUUCCCCUGCUAUCCGCUGCAUUUCGUGUCAAUCAAAGCCAGUGUCUCCCAAAAUGCAAGUUCCUUUUUUUGUCCUUUGAAAAGAUAUCAAAAUGCAAAUGCAGAGGUAAGAUAAACGCUGCUUGUUAUUUACCAAGAAAAGGAUGAAGCAUGAUGGUAAAGGGCUUAAGAUUUGCACAGUAGGUUUUGAGUUCGAGUAAGGACGUGCAUAUCUUGUAAGAGUCUGGGACAGUCAGGGUUUUACUCGCUCACCUGAACCCACAAAGUGCGCUUUCUAGAAGGAGGAGUUUCCUCAAAUCCAAAAAAUAAAAGAAAAGGAUGAAAGCUAGGCCUAAUUUUCGUUCAAUGUGCUGAAGGCCUUUUACUUGUUGAGGUCUGAUAUUGGUUGGAGCAAGUUCAGAAUAGGGCAACAAUUGGACCACCAUGCAGGAUUCCAAGUUCACAAUCUAGCAGUUUUCUUAGAAUUGACUGCUGGGUCUAAUUAUGUUGCUGUUCGAUUAAAUAGAUUGCUACAUUUGGUACGUACUGAUUCAAAUCAAAUGGUGGGUCUAAUUCGGUUCUCAAGGAUUUUUU